UGUUAUCCCCUCCUAUCUUUCUUCUUUCCUCUAAACCCAAGCCCUGCGCUUGCGCUCCUCUUAUCCCCUCCUAUUUCUCUGAUUGUAGUAAUAGUAGAAGAUGGAGGAUGGCAGACGAACAAAGGAAGAGCCUUGUAGGGUUUCCUUUCGAGACGGCCGUUUGGCGUCAAGAAAAGCUGAAGAAGCUGCUUUGAGGCGAUCAGAAGCUGCCAGUUGGCUCGAGAGCAUCGUCGGACCGCUUGGAUUGCCUCCGCAGCCCACUGAGAAGGAGUUCGUAUCCUGCUUGAGGAGUGGCAUCGUCCUAUGCAAUGCCAUCAACAGGAUCCAGCCUGGUGCUGUUCCGAAGGUUGUUGCUAGUCAAUCGGUUGGCACUGCCUGGGACAUCCAACCUUUACCUGCCUAUCAGUACUUUGAGAACGUUCGCAACUUCCUAGUUGCUGUGGAGGAUCUCAAGCUUCCCAGCUUCGAGGCUUCAGAUCUUGAAAGGGACACUGUGGAAGCCGGUUCAGCAGUCAAAAUUGUGGAUUGCAUCCUUGCCUUGAAAAAUUUUCAUGAACUCCAGCAAUCUAAUGGAGAGAAUGGACCCUGGAAACAUGUCAAAUCUCCAAUAGUUCCAUGGUCUUUUGGUCAAUUGAGGUCGCCCGUUUUCUCUUCGGGAUCAGUCAACGCUAGAUGCUUAGACAUGUCAGCAACUGCUGACAAACCACAACUAGUGAAGAACAUGGAUCAAUGUAAACAGGUGGAUUCCCUUGUAUCAAUGCUUUCAGAUUUGAUGUUUAAUUCAAAGGAGAACAUUGAUCAAAGCCUUAUAGAGUCAUGGCAUAAAGGAAAAACAGAUCAUGUCAAGCUAUUUAGCAAGAUCAUGUCAAGUUGUUUGGAAGGACAGCAGUCGGAGUCAGUUCUUCAAGAUCUUCUUUUGAAAGGAAAUGUUAUUGACAGUUGUUCAACCAAGGAAACAUACAAGUGUUGUAGCUUUUGUUUGAGAGAAGGUGAUUGUGAUCACUGGUAUAAACUGGAAGAACAAGAGAAGGAAUUAAUGGAAUUAAAAGCUCUGUUAUCAGAAACCAGAGUGCAGUUCAUAACCCUACAGACCCAACUGCAAAAUGAUUUUACAGAACUAGGAAUCCAGAUUCAUGAGCUCUCAGUUGGCGCUUCUGGAUAUCAUCAGGCAAUCAAAGAAAAUAGACAUUUAUAUAACAUUCUUCAAGAACUAAGAGGAAAUAUUCGAGUGUUUUGCAGGAUCAGGCCAAUCCUCAAAUGUGAAGCAAAAAGUUGUAUAGAAUACAUUGGAAAUGAUGGUUCUUUGAUGAUCUUUGAUCCAUGCAAGUCACAAAAUACACGCAAAAUAUUCCAGUUCAAUAAAGUAUUUGGUCCAGCUACUACUCAAGGUGAAGUAUACAAGGAAACUCAAUCUUUAAUAAGAUCUGUCAUGGAUGGUUACAAUGUCUGCAUAUUUGCUUAUGGGCAGACAGGGGCUGGUAAAACAUAUACCAUGUGUGGCUCAUCAAACGGAUCCUGUGAGGAAUUGGGGAUCAAUCACAUGGCACUGAAUGAUCUCUUUCAGAUAUCAAGCAUUCGAGAGGAUAUUAAAUAUGAUAUCCAUGUCCAGAUGGUUGAAAUAUAUAACGAGCAAGUCCGGGAUCUUCUUGCAGAAGAUGGAGCAAACACAAAAUUAGAGAUCAUGAAUUGCUCAGGCAAUGGUGGGUUGAGCAUUCCAAAUGCUAGUAUUCGAGGUGUGCAGUCUACUGCUGAUGUUCUUAACUUGAUGAAACUGGGUGAGAAAAACCGAGCCUUUAGCUCAACUGCAAUGAACCACAGAAGCAGCCGUUCUCACAGUGUCUUGACAGUACAUGUGCAUGGUAAAGACAUUUCUGGCAACACAAUACGCAGUUGCCUGCAUCUAGUUGACCUUGCAGGUAGUGAGAGAGUGGACAAAUCAGAAGUCACAGGUGACCAACUGAAGGAGGCACAACAUAUCAACAAGUCCCUUUCUUGUUUGGGAGAUGUUAUUACUGCCUUAGCUCAGAAGAAUUCACAUAUUCCUUACAGAAAUAGCAAGCUUACACAACUGCUACAGAACUCAUUAGGUGGAAAUGCAAAGAUGUUAAUGUUUGCUCAUGUAAGCCCAGAAUCUGAUUCUCAUGGAGAGACAAUUAGUACCCUUAAGUUUGCACAAAGAGCAUCCACUGUUGAACUUGGCGCUCCUCAUCAAAACAAGGAAAGCAGUGAAAUCCGGAAUCUGAAAGAACAGAUAGAUAAUCUCAACAAGGCUUUGAUGAUCAAGGAAGAGAAGUUCAUGCAUCCAUAUAAGCUAAAAGAGAAUACACCUGUCUCAGAGAGGUCAAAACAAAUGACGGACCAUACUCCUCUAUGUCCACGAAGACUGAGCAUUGAGAAUGGCAGUGUUCCAAAGGCUGGAACAACAGCCAACCCAGAGAGCAAAGUCUUGAAGUCCCCCAUUUCAAGACUUAAAUACACUACAGAUGGUACCCUGACUUGUAACAGGAGAUUAAGUUCCGAAGGAUUGAGUUGUGAAAGUAAUCAGAAAGAGCAUGAAAGCUCAGUUUCACAUCUAUGUUCAAACAUCGGUCCCGAAGCCAACGCAAGCUUGAACAGUGAGAACUUUGUAGCUGGUACCAAGUAUUUCCAACAAUCUUCCCCAAGUACUUGUAAUACAUAUACACAGAGUAGGCUGCCAAGGAUCGCGAGCAGUUGUACACUUGACAAAGAUUCACUUAACCAAACCAGAAAAUUGGAUGAGGCCACACCAAAUAAGAUCAAUUCAGUCACCAAGUUAGACACCAGAGAUUCCAAUAAAGGUGCUAUCAGUAAAGGAUCUCACAUAAGAAAAUCCUUGCAGAGCCUUGGCAGACUAAUAAAUGGUUCUGAGAGAAGGAACAAUCAAUGUCAAACAGAAACAGUAUCUUCAAAAUUUGUCAGGAACACUGACAUCAACGAAAAGUCACCAGUUACUGCAGAUGCCAGGUUAAGGAGGAGACAAUCUUUGACUAACCUAGAAACAUUAGGUUUGAGUGCAUCAAGGAGAUCAUCACUUGGUGGAAAAUCAGUUGAUUCAGGUUCAAAGAAUCUCCAAACUGCAAGGAGCCCGCCAAGAGCCCGUCCAUCCGGGAAGGUAACAAAGAGAUGGUUAUGAACACAGGACUCAAAGAAAGAGUUCAGUUUUACAAUGGAAUUGUUUCACAAUGGAAGCAGCCACCAGGAUUGCUUCUUUGGAGAAAGAUGUUGAGCAAAUAACAUGAAAAGGAUUGCCUUGUACUGUUGUAUCAGCACAAACUUAAGCAAGCCCAUAGUCUCACCACGGCAGAGCAGUAGCUGACACAAAUCAUGUGAAUCAUUCAUUCAUCUGGAGUUUUGUCUCCGGCGAACAAUGACUAUAGUAAUGUAACCCAUCUUGCAUUUGCUGUUCGCAGGUGAAGCUUGGUGUUAUUAGAGUUAUAUUAGCUUGAUCUUGUUCUUAGAAAUAAGAUGGAACAGCUCCCAAAUUGGCAGCUUUUCUUGUACUCUAUGCUCCCAAAAUCUGUGCCCGUCAAAGAAGCAAACUCAUUUCUCUUCUUAAAUCA
Molecule: messenger RNA, 3581 nt
Organism: Musa acuminata AAA Group (dessert banana)
Lineage: Eukaryota; Viridiplantae; Streptophyta; Magnoliopsida; Zingiberales; Musaceae
Product: kinesin-like protein KIN-14A
Exons: 20
Coding region: 101-3154 (1017 amino acids)
Biological process (GO): microtubule-based movement
Cellular component (GO): microtubule cytoskeleton
Molecular function (GO): microtubule motor activity; ATP binding; microtubule binding
Source: RefSeq, a predicted model, not a curated record